Messenger RNA from Cajanus cajan (pigeon pea), 1220 nucleotides. NCBI's taxonomy places the organism in Eukaryota, Viridiplantae, Streptophyta, Magnoliopsida, Fabales, Fabaceae. The record is from RefSeq and is a predicted model, not a curated record.
UUUCUUUUUUCUCACUCAUCGUCCUUCUCUUCCUUCCUACAUUCUCUCUCUAGAAAAGAAAAGAAACGAAACGAAAAGAAAAGAAAAGGAAUAAAAGAAGAGAGUGUAGGUAAAGAAGAGUACUCUCAUUUCUCAGUUCUCACACACCAAAAGCUGAAAUCAGCGUAAAACACAGAUCUGAGAGAAGAAGAAGAAGGAGAAGAAGAGGAUGGGACACGACCAGAACCAGAGAUCGCUGAUCUACGCGUUCGUCUCUCGCGGCACCGUCAUCCUCGCCGAGUACACCGAAUUCAGCGGCAACUUCAACUCCAUCGCCUUUCAGUGCCUUCAGAAGCUCCCUGCCUCCAACAACAAAUUCACCUACAACUGCGACGGCCACACCUUCAACUACCUCGUCGACAACGGCUUCACGUAUUGUGUUGUUGCGGAUGAGUCGAUCGGAAGGCAGGUGCCGGUGGCUUUUCUGGAGCGUGUGAAGGACGAUUUCGUCGCCAAAUACGGCGGCGGAAAGGGCCGCAACGCCCGCCACUCGUGUUUUGUAGCGUAUUGUGUUGUUGCGGAUGAGUCGAUCGGAAGGCAGGUGCCGGUGGCUUUUCUGGAGCGUGUGAAGGACGAUUUCGUCGCCAAAUACGGCGGCGGAAAGGCCGCCACCGCCGCCGCGAACAGCCUGAACAAGGAGUUCGGGUCCAAGUUGAAGGAGCAUAUGCAGUACUGUGUUGAGCAUCCUGAGGAGAUAAGCAAGCUUGCUAAGGUGAAAGCUCAGGUUUCUGAGGUUAAAGGUGUCAUGAUGGAGAAUAUUGAAAAGGUUCUGGAUAGAGGGGAAAAGAUAGAGCUUCUGGUUGACAAGACUGAAAAUCUUCAUCAUCAGGCACAAGACUUCAGGAAUUCUGGAACCAAAAUCCGGAGAAAAAUGUGGCUGCAAAACAUGAAGAUAAAGCUGAUUGUGUUGGCAAUUUUGAUAGCCCUGAUCCUCAUAAUAGUCCUCUCUGUCUGCCGUGGGUUCAACUGUGGAAAAUAAACAUGAGUAAUUUUUACUGUUAUUUCGACCUUGUGAUUAUAUAUGAGGAAAUGAUAUCGAAUGGAUGACAUGAUUUUGUAUGUAGUAAAAAUAUUAUAUCUCGGAUACUGUUCAUUUUAAAGGUUUCACAGUAUGAUAUAAGAAUGCUUUUGGAAAAAUAUUAAUUUGUUUAUCUAUUGUAGUUUGAAUUUCAUUCGCACGA